Molecule: messenger RNA, 936 nt
Organism: Prunus armeniaca (apricot)
Lineage: Eukaryota; Viridiplantae; Streptophyta; Magnoliopsida; Rosales; Rosaceae
Source: the annotation of a GenBank genome assembly
AUGAUACAUAGUAGAGAGAUGUCAAACAAGGACCUUGAAAAUGAGUUUGAUGAUAAAGCUUAUUGGCCAAAGCCCAUUGAAGACCAUUUUAUUCAUCUACUGUAUGAAGAGGCAAAAAAAGGCUUGCAAACCAAUAAUUUAGAUAAGACUGAGUGGGCUGGUAUAGAAAAGCAGUUGUUUGACAAGUUUGGGAAGAGAUACAGUCGUGACAAAUUGAGGCAGAAAUAUAACCGAUUGCGCAAGAUUCACCGUGAGUUUACAAAGCUCAUUUCUCAUACCGGGAUGGGUUGGGACCCAAACACGAACACCGUUCAAGCAUCGGAAGAAAUUUGGGCAUCCUAUCUCAAGAAAAACAAGUUUGCAAGCCGUUUUCGUAGCAAAGGAUGUCCUCACUAUGAUUUGCUUGGUUUGAUUUUCAACUACACCACUGCCUCUGGACAAAUGCAAUGCGCAUCUACUCAUUCUCCUCCAGAUUCUGAUGCUGAAAGAGAGCUAGAAAAUGAUUUUCUUACCAAUGGUGCACAUGUAGGUCUUAAUCCAGAAAGUGGUUCAAGAGGUUUUAGUGAGGGAGAUGAAGGAACUAGCAACAAGAACAAGCGUGCUGCUCUAUUUCCCCAGAGUGAUCUUCCCUCAAGGUUAAAGUCAUCUAAAUCAACCAAAAUUGAUGAAACCAUUGAAGCUUGGGCAAAGUCUCUUAAUAGCAAGAUUGAAGUUUCAUUGGCAAAGCUUACGCGUAAGAGUGAAAAGGAAGUGGCCUUUCCAUAUAAAGAAUUGGGCUCCAUUGAGGAUUGUAUGGAAAUAUUGGAGGCCAUGGAGGGAGUGAAUGAUGAUGCUUAUGUGAAAGCUUUGGAUAAGUUUACUAGUUCAGAUUGGAGGAGGAUGUUCGUGAAGAUGUCGGAUUCCAGGAGAAGAGUGUGGCUCAAAACCCUAAAGUGA